AUGUGCCGCCGCCACCUCUCCGACCACCCGGCCCUCCCCCACCGCCUCGGUGGCCACCACCGCCUGGGCCGCCACCACCCCGACCACCGGGCCCACCCAGCCCACCACAUCAUCCUCAUGGCCCACCUAGCCCACGAGGCCCACCUCCGCCUGGGCCACCACCACCUCGACCACCCGGCCCACCUAACCCACCGCAUCAUCCUCAUGGCCCACCUAGGCCACGAGGCGCACCUCCACCUGGGCCGCCACCUCCCCGACCACCUGGCCAUCCCCCACCUCCAGGCCCACCACCACCUCGGUCGCCACCACCUCCCCGACCACCCGGCCCACCCAGCCCACCGCGCCAUCCUCAUGGCCCACGAGGCCCACGAGGCCCACCUCCUCCAUGAUCAUACUUCUCAUUACUAG
Molecule: messenger RNA, 408 nt
Organism: Ananas comosus (pineapple)
Lineage: Eukaryota; Viridiplantae; Streptophyta; Magnoliopsida; Poales; Bromeliaceae
Product: histidine-rich glycoprotein-like
Exons: 2
Coding region: 1-408 (135 amino acids)
Source: RefSeq, a predicted model, not a curated record